CGCUGGUUUUGCGCGAGUCUUUCGAGGAAAAGCUCCGCUGUCUGCCGUUUCUGAAGCCCGAAAUCGGGGCCCGGGAAGCCGCGGUACAGGGAGAUCUCAACAGCUGCCCGGCCUACCGAUUUCGCCAGGAGCGUUGCGCCGUGGACCGCGUGCGGAACCCGUUCGCGAUUCUCGGAAUCGACCGGGCAGCUGCUUUCGGGAUGGCGGGGACCACUUUCCCCCGAAACAACUUCCAGCCGCGGGCGGCCAAGGAGAGUGGGCCGUACAUGUUUGCUUUUCCGAACCGUACGGAGCUGUUGCUGGCAAACAACAGAGAAGGUCGCGGAAGGUUGACCUCUGGUCGUGGUGCGACAACGUCAAUUGACGUCCGACCGAGCAAUGCCACUGACCUGUUCGAGAACGACCGGAACAUUCAAGAGCUAUCCGGAAGAUCUUCGGACAAUAUUCUCGGGCAGGAGGAGAGGUGCGAAAUUUUAACCGCCGGUGGCGCUGGCGUUGGGAACGCACCCCAGGCGUGGCAUCAGCAAGAACGAGAUGGCAGGAACAAGGCGCCGACGCCGGUGCAAGGCCACCUCGCGCAUAAAACCGUCGUGGGAGAUUGCCAGCUGGCUCUAAUUGUCGUUCCCAUUGUAGUCCUCGCCCUGCUUUGUUGCGUGGUCUGGGCGGUCAUGUCCUGUUUCGCCAGGGGAGAUGACAGCGGUGAAACCGGUGUAGGAGCGAGAAGACCAGGAGUAGAUGCUGCGCAACGACAGCGAGGACAAGAGCAACGGCUUUACAACGAGAGGCAAGGCGGCCGCAGCUAUGAGAAGAAGGACCACGAUGAACAGGUGUUAACAGAGAACGUCGCAGCGACUACUACAGCACCGGGGGGGUUAUUUUCCGAGGACCAAACCACAGCGGGAGCAACGAAUUCCGACACAGAUUUAGAAAUUUCGGAGACGUCCGCGGGGACAACUUCUGGGGAAAGUGCGAUGUCCACGGAGCGCAUCCGUGGCACUCCCCGGCCCAAGCACCUGAGACCGCGGAAGGACGUCGCGAAGAAAAAGCGAGGACGCGGAGGACCGGCUCGCAAGCGCAACAAGAUGGGCGAAACUCCUAGUACAAAAAUGCCCCUAGAACUUACAGUCCCGCGGCCACUAGGCCACGAAAGUGAUCACAUCGAUACGAGCCAUAUACCGCCCCCCGAGGAGGCCAGCGAGGGCUCCCUGAGUAGCAGUCCAGAGCGCGGGCCGCAGACGUCGCAGAAGAAAGGCAAAAAACUGUCGCCGAAGAGGCCGAAGGCGAAACCGAAACGCGAAGCAGUCGCUGGAGCUGCAGCUCCAACACCCGACCUCGAGGUAGCGCACACCGACCUGAGUAGAGAAAGAACAAUCGAUGGUGUGGCAACCGCACGCGAAGGCUUAGCAACUGCCAGGUUGGACGUCAAGGGAGGACUAGAUAGGCAGCAUCUGCUGAACCCCACGAAACUCGACACGCAAACGCUAAACAACAGCAGCUUAAAGAAGAGCAAAGGCAAGGUAGAAAAAGCGAAAGCGAAACAAAGCGCAGGAGUGAAAAAGAAAACCGCAACACCAACAAGAAAGAAAGCGGAAGUCUCCCUCAAAGCCGAGGCGCAGAUGCUCACCGGGGUGGAGCGGACGGAUGCGGAGCGACUGUUGCGGAAAGCGGGCAUCAGUGCAAAGUAUGCGAAGAAGCUGGCCCGAAAGCUGGCAGACGCCGACACGAGGGGGUCCGAAAACAUAACGAGCGAAAAAGAAUUCGACCAGUUGCCCGAACUGGAAAAAGAGGCUUUGCUGCAGUUCGGGUUUGGGCCCACAGAGCGGGUGGCGACCAUGCGGCAGAACCUGGUGCAGUUGAAGAAAAAGCACAAGAGGGGCGAGCACAUCAUGGGUGCUCCACCUCCGGGUGUCCCGGUGGCCCCCCGUGCCUCCGCGGCCGAGGCCGCGUCCCAAUUAUUUCCCGGGGCCGGCCGCGCUCCAGCAGUACCGGAGCCCGCCGUGCCGAGGCAGCACAUUCCCCCCCUGCCGAAGGUGGUCCUGCUGCCCAGCAAAAAGGAAGUAGAGGCCUUGCUGGUGGACAAAGUCGGGCUGUCGGACACUUAUGCCAAACGGCUCGCGCGGAAGCUGCAAGACCCGGACGUAGCACGAAUCCUGCCGCCGAGGGAAACUGCCGACCGGAGAGCUCUGGAGUCGUACGGGUUCUGGCAGACAACACGCAAACAACCAGUGCAGGGGGAACGAACUACCGAAACAAAGAAGCAGAAGGACAACAGCUCGUCGGUACUACUGCAGAAGUCCGGCGGCGGCUCGGCCGACCAGCUGCGAUUGUGGCUGAACCGCAUGGCGAAACUGCGGGCGAAUAAGACAAAGCCGAAAAUUCCCAAAGUUGAAGACGAGGAGGAGACCGGCGGAUCAUCAACUGCGGCUGAUAAAAAAUCUAAGCGACAUAAGAAGCCGCUGGAGCUGGACGACACCGUCGCAGCCUUCGUGAACGCGGGCAUUUCCCGGAAAGCCGCCCAGAAACUCGCGAAGACGAUCGUGAAUGCGGACCAGAGCGAGGGAAGCCUGUUGGCAAAGGCGCUGAAGAACGCACUGAUCAUGCAAGAGUUUACUGCGGGUGGGGCGAGGGCGACGUCGCCGACAAGGAAUGAAACCUCCACAUCUACAACUCAAGGCGACCCCGCAGGAAAAGACGGCGGCGCUCCCGGCGAGGAGGAAGUAGAAAAUGCGGCGGAGCAGGAGCAGACCGUGAAGCUCCUGUCCACGCUCGGAUUCGACAAGGACACGACCACGGUUGCGGACGCUAUGUCCUGGGUCCGCGAGCAGGUCCGCGGGGGCCAUCGGGAACGAAACUUCGCCGCGCGAACCCUUCCGGAAAACACGGCCGAGAACGCACUGCUGACCACCGGCAUGAGUGCCGCGCUCGCGGGCAAGCUGGCCAAACACUGCGCGGACGCGGGGAUGCACAAGGACGCCGACCUGACGGCCGGCACGGACGUGGCGAGCGCGGACCUGCAACUCCUGAAGCAAAUGGGGUUGUUUGGCGAGACCGAGACCGUCGGCAAUUUGCGGUGCUUUCUGCACCAGAAGCUGGAGCAGAAGUACGGCGUGAAUGAGGAAACAGGGGAGUUGCUCGUGGAAACGACGGAUAUGCAAGACUCAGUUCCACCACCGCUGGACUUGGGGAACGCCGAGGAGGCGUUUGUCGCACAGGGAUUUUCGAAGGCGGCCUCCCAGAAACUGGCGAAGACUGCAGUGGAACAUGGAAAUAAAACGAUUCAAAGUACAGAAACUUUCACGGGUGCUCGUCCAUCGACAUCGCCUGCCGACGCGGAGUUGCGCAAUUACGAUGGCUUCGGCGAGAACGACCUGGCCCUACUGUCCACGAUGCUUGGCGUGGAGGCCACGGGAGGACAGGUGCUCGACGUUCGCGCCCCGACCGAGGCCGCUGUGGUGGUUGCGGGGUUCGCCAAAAGGCACGUGGCCAUGAAAGCACAGGUCUCUUUGGACCUUUCCACCGCGGUGAAACCCCUCGAAGUGGAACUCGGGAACGCGGAGCAAAUCCUGGUCAUUCAGGGCUUUGCGCCAGCCCUCGCCAAAAGGGUGGCCAAAGCGGUGGCUAAGGACGCCGACAAGGAGGACGAGGAAGACAGUGAAGAAGAUGAACUUCUCACAGGGGGGCCGCGGUCGAGUACUUCUAGGACAUCAUCUUCAAGGGACCGCGACGGAGAAGCUGCAGCUGCCAACGCAAAAAUCACCGAAAGGAAAAAAGCCCAGCUGCAGAGCCUGGCCACCACGGAGGAGGAGAAACGACAAAUCGAAGAGUUUCUGAAAAAACAAGACGUAGGCGAUGAAAGUGAUGCACCGCGCCAGGGAGAUAACUUGACCUCUCCCUCUCCGACGAGCAGCACGGGGGGCAAAAACUUGCUGGCUGAUCUGCGAGAAAAGAUUGAAGAAAAACUGGACGAGGAGAGCCCGGAGGACCGGUAUGAGCGGCUGCGCAACGCGAGGAAGAGCCAGCAGAAAGCAUCACUCGCGGCAAAGUUAGCGGACGAGCAGGGAAUGGGUCGGGCCUCGCAGGUGGAGCUGAUGAAGCGGAGUUCCCUGCACGAGCUGAAACGGAAACUGGCGGGGAAAAGAAAUAGAAACCAGUUAUCUUCGUGGCUGGGUCGCUGUUGUCCGUGUCUCUGCGGCGGCGCAGACGUCACGGCGACUGAAGAAGAGGCGGAUCAAGCCGUUUUUGUUGGUGUUGAUGAUUCAUCUGGGGCGACAAAGGACCGGGCCGGACUCAGGGGUCCUCGAGAUUCCCCUGACGAGGACAAGGACGCGGAAAAGUCUUCCUCCGAGCCGCAGCUUUCCGGCGAGGAGACGACGGAGGUGGAAGGCGAGUUUGAUGAGGCCCAAGUCUUGGGCCUCAUCAAACCACUUCUGGUUCUUGAAGAACCAGAAGUGGUGGAGUUGUUGGGCGGAGGUACUACGCCCGGCGCCGCGCCAUUGAACCUGCAAACGCCUACCAUCGACGUGGAGUACACACUGGAAAUCGCGGACACGCUGGAGAGCGACCUGCUCCGCGUCGGUUUUCCGCAAGCGAUGGCGGCGAGCGUCGCUGCAAAACUUUUGAGGCUCAAAGGCGCCGGAAGUGGAGCGGCAGAAGAACCUGCCCCGGGGGUCGACGCACUGCAACUGACGGCUGGGGAGAUAGAAACAGCCAAACAGCUGGGACUGCUAGAAGAAGGUGCCACCUCCGAGGAAGGGGCGCCGCAAGAGAAGAUCGGAGAAGGAGGCUUAGAAACGCCCCCUCCGAUACUGCAGCAACUCGCUUCUAACCUGUCGGCGCGAAUAGCGAAACCGAGCCAGGAGCAAGGACCAUUCGCGGAGUAAUACACAAGCAGUAGAAUAAUCAAUGUGAGACGUAAAGAAAUAAAGUAAGUACCUACUAUUACCCCUCUCAUACACUACCAAUGCGAACCGAUCGAAUUUUUUUUGGCUGGCUUUAGCUCAUACAUAUCUUUGAGUAACAUCUCAAACCCCAGCCCCGUCUUGCAUGUUGACCAUGCAAAGUAAUUUUCAUCCCCCCGUAACUAUCGCUCAUAGAAUUUUCUGCUGAACAUAUUAAGUAAUAGAAUACUUUUACUUUCCGCCGAAGGCGAACAUAUUCCC
This is a messenger RNA of Amoebophrya sp. A120, 5159 nucleotides long. The record is from the annotation of a GenBank genome assembly. NCBI's taxonomy places the organism in Eukaryota, Dinophyceae, Syndiniales, Amoebophryaceae.